Diospyros lotus (date-plum) is the source of this 1696-nucleotide messenger RNA. Its product is annotated as probable glucan 1,3-beta-glucosidase A. Lineage: Eukaryota; Viridiplantae; Streptophyta; Magnoliopsida; Ericales; Ebenaceae. Gene Ontology annotation, biological process: cell migration; establishment or maintenance of cell polarity; actin filament bundle assembly. Gene Ontology annotation, cellular component: actin cytoskeleton; cytoplasm. The record is from RefSeq and is a predicted model, not a curated record. The transcript is spliced from 8 exons. Bases 101 to 1642 code for a protein of 513 amino acids. Gene Ontology annotation, molecular function: actin filament binding; hydrolase activity, hydrolyzing O-glycosyl compounds.
AUUUCAAAGCAGGUUCGCUAUAUAUAUAUAUAUAUAUAUUAUCAUGGGGUGGGAUGUGAGAUGAGAUCUUCGUUAACAGAGAGCUGGAAGGAAUUUGAAAAUGGAGAAGGUUCAAAUGGCAACAAGAAGAAGACUGCAUCUUCUAUGCAUACUUCUCUCCAUGUGUUGUAUGUUCUCCGUUUCCCAUGGAAGAGCCGCUCCCAACUUCAGAGUUCGAGCUGUGAACCUUGGCGGCUGGCUCGUUACCGAAGGAUGGAUCAAACCCUCCCUCUUCGACGGCAUUCCCAACAAAGAUUUCUUGGAUGGGACCGGGCUGCAGCUGAAAUCGGUAACGGCGGGAAAAUACCUCUGCGCUGAAUCAGGCGGAGGAACAAUCAUCGUUGCCAACAGAACGGCAGCUUCCGGCUGGGAAACAUUCAAACUAUGGAGGAUCAACGAGACCACGUUUCAGUUGAGAGUGUUCAACGAGCAGUUCGUCGGACUAGACACAGCUGGAAACGGCGUCGACGUAGUAGCGGUUGCGAAAACGCCCGGCGCAUCGGAAACGUUUCAGAUUGUGAGGAAUUCUGCUGACUCCAGCCGCAUUCGGAUCAGAGCGCCCAACGGCUUCUUCCUUCAGGUGAAGACAGAGGACCUCGUGACAGCUGAUUCGGAUGGAAAUGGUAGCUGGGGAGACGACGAUGCCUCGGUUUUUAUCACAACUAUAUCCGGGCGCAUGCAAGGGGAGUUCCAAGUCACAAAUGGGUACGGUCCAGCCAUGGCAGCACAAGUUAUGAGGGAGCACUGGAGAACGUUCAUUGUUGAAGAUGACUUCAAGUUCAUGGCCAGCAAUGGGAUCAAUGCUGUGAGAAUUCCAGUUGGGUGGUGGAUAGCCAGUGAUCCAACACCUCCAAGUCCUUAUGUUGGAGGCUCCUUGGAUGCCCUGGACAAUGCCUUCUUCUGGGCCUCCAAGCACGGGAUUAAGGUCAUCAUUGAUCUACACGCAGCACCAGGCUCCCAGAAUGGCUACGAGCACAGUUCUUCCAGAGACGGGUCUCAAGAAUGGGGAACCUCUGAUGAGAACAUCCAACAGACUGUGGCUGUCAUAGACUUCUUAACUGCAAGGUAUGCGAAGAAUGUGAGUCUGUAUGCAGUGGAGCUGAUCAAUGAGCCUCUGGCGCCUAAAGCCACUCUGGAUAGUCUGACCAAGUACUAUGCUGCGGGCUACGAGGCUGUGAGGAAGCACUCCUCCACAGCUUACGUGAUCAUGUCGAACAGGCUGGGCGAGGUGGAUCCAAAAGAGUUGUUUCCUCUGGCCAGUGGGUUGAAGGGAUCGGUCAUUGACGUUCACUACUACAACCUCUACUCCAGCAUCUUCGACAACCUCAGCGUCCAGCAGAACAUUGAUUUCGUCCACACCAACCGCUCAGCACAGCUCAAUCAGCUUACCACGGCUAAUGGGCCUCUCACUUUUGUUGGGGAAUGGGUGGCAGAAUGGCAAGUGAGUGGGGCAGCAAAAGAGGACUACCAAAGGUUUGCCCAGGCCCAGCUGGAGGUGUAUGGACGGGCCAGUUUUGGGUGGGCUUAUUGGACCCUGAAGAAUGUGUACAACCACUGGAGCCUGGAAUGGAUGAUCACCAAUGGCUACAUCAAGCUAACUUAGAAUUUGCUGAUUUCAUUUCACAAUAAUAACAAGAGAUAGAUAAGCAUUCCAAUU